AUGAACAAAGACGAUUUUUUUUCUUUUUCGCCCUUUAAUGAAAUAAUGAAAGAUCCUAAAAAAGAUAGUGACGGUCACCCCUUAAAAUGGAGGGAAAUUUGUUGGUUCGCUUAUUACAAAACUGAACGACUAUGGUUUAAAUACAAAAGAACAUUAAACAUUGAUGUAGAUUUCUUUAGUUGUAAGAUGCCAACUUUGCAAGUUGGACGUCCGUCUUUUAAUUUUUCAAUAUUGAAGCCUUUGAACAAAACUUCAAUAAAAAUUAAAUCUGCCAAGUACAAAAAUUUGUUAACCUUAAUGAAUUACAUUCCGCCAAGACACCACACCUUUUACGAAGGAAUAAAGCACGAUGGAGGAGAGGCAUCAGAAAAAAAAGGAAAAAAGAAACAAAGCCAAAAAGAGGAAGAAAGCGAUGAAGAUAACAACUUAAUAGAUUCUGAUUACGAAUAA
This is a messenger RNA of Psylliodes chrysocephalus, 450 nucleotides long. The record is from the annotation of a GenBank genome assembly. Lineage: Eukaryota; Metazoa; Arthropoda; Insecta; Coleoptera; Chrysomelidae.